Wasmannia auropunctata (little fire ant) is the source of this 695-nucleotide messenger RNA. RefSeq names its product exosome complex component MTR3-like. The record is from RefSeq and is a predicted model, not a curated record. Lineage: Eukaryota; Metazoa; Arthropoda; Insecta; Hymenoptera; Formicidae. Gene Ontology annotation, cellular component: nuclear exosome (RNase complex); cytoplasmic exosome (RNase complex); nucleolus. Bases 114 to 680 code for a protein of 188 amino acids. The transcript is spliced from 3 exons. Gene Ontology annotation, biological process: poly(A)-dependent snoRNA 3'-end processing; rRNA catabolic process; U4 snRNA 3'-end processing.
UCCAUCGGACGCUUUUUGAUUCCCCAUUCCCCUUCCAUUUAUACCUAUAUGUUGAAUGUGCUAAGGUCCUGGCCGGCCUAAAAAUUUUAUAAGAAAGGAAGAGGAUAUCAACGAUGCCGGUCGAUCAAAAACGUAUUAAUGGGCCAGACGCGUCUACAUCAUAUGAUAUUUAUAUACACUCCGAAGUGAAAGACAAUGGAACACAACCUAAUGCCCCGAAAAGGCACGACAAUCGCUCAAAUAACGAACUUAGAAAUAUAUUUUUGAAAACAGGCAUAAUUAGUCAGGCAAAAGGUUCUGCAUACAUAGAGAUGGGCGACACCAAAGUUAUCUGCUCGGUAUUUGAUCCUAGAGAGAUACCGAACAAAACUGGCUAUUGCGUGCAAGGGGAACUGUUUUGCGAAUUCAAAUUUGCACCCUUCUCUCAUCGUAAACGGAAAUUGCAUCAGCAAAACGCGGAGGAAAAGGAAUAUAGCUUGAUAUUGCAAAGAGCUUUGGAACCAGCAGUAUGUCUGCAAGAGUUUCCUAAUUUUCAAGUCGACGUCUAUGCGACAGUCCUCGACAAUGGGGGAUCUGCGCUGGCUGCGGCAAUAAUCGCAGCUAGUUUAGCUUUGGCAAAUGCUGGAGUACCGAUGUUUGGUUUAGUCACUGCAUCCACUAUUGUAAGUAAACAACUGUGAGAAGUUUACCCAAAC